Molecule: messenger RNA, 2706 nt
Organism: Cataglyphis hispanica
Lineage: Eukaryota; Metazoa; Arthropoda; Insecta; Hymenoptera; Formicidae
Gene: calypso
Product: ubiquitin carboxyl-terminal hydrolase calypso
Exons: 9
Coding region: 418-2247 (609 amino acids)
Biological process (GO): protein deubiquitination; ubiquitin-dependent protein catabolic process
Cellular component (GO): cytoplasm
Molecular function (GO): cysteine-type deubiquitinase activity
Source: RefSeq, a predicted model, not a curated record
AUAAAUAUAUUUUUUUAUGAAAACAAUUUGUACGAAUGACGUCAUGGUUAUAAAACUCAUGUUUUAUGAAUAGCGUCAUACGUGAUUGAAGUGACACACGUUUAUAAAGCAUAUUGUUUUCUUUUUUAUUCGAUUUUUUUAAUGUGAUUCAUUUUCUGACUACGUUUGUUGAUUGGACAAAUGCUGAAAACAUCGAGACAAAUAAAAGAUUUCUUUCUCUUGGUUAAUCAAUCGAUGCUUGUUCGCCAUUUAGAAACGCGACAUCUUCUCGGCGCUCUACCACGUGACUUAUGUCAUGUGACAUAUGUUUUGGUGCAGUUUGGUGCAAUAUGGCGGUUCUUUCUGUCAAAGUUCGAUGAGUCUACACUGGAAAAAUAUUUCUGCCGUCUCUCGCGUCCGAUGAUUUAAUGUUAAAAAAUGCCCGUUGACAUUAAUCGAUUAACGGAGGGUUGGCUAGAAUUGGAAAGUGACCCGGGUUUAUUUACGUUACUCUUGGAAGACUUUGGGGUGAAGGGCGUUCAAGUGGAGGAGAUCUACGAUCUGCAAAAAUCUCUCGAAGGUCCGGUCUACGGUUUUAUUUUUCUUUUUCGUUGGAUCGAAGAACGGCGAUCAAGACGGAAGGUCGUGGAGCAGGACGAGAGUUUUGUCAAAGAUGAAGAAAUUGUCAAUAAUAUCUUCUUUGCGCAGCAGGUUGUUCCCAACAGCUGUGCAACUCAUGCGCUGCUUUCGGUUCUAUUGAAUUGUCCAAAUAUUCAUCUGGGUACAACCCUAUCUAGAUUAAAGAUGCAUACCUCUGGUAUGUGUCCAGAAAACAAGGGCUGGGCAAUUGGUAAUACACCAGAGCUAGCCUGUGCACACAAUUCGCAUGCUAUGCCCCAAGCCAAGAGGCGACAAGACAAAAACACUGGUGUCUCUACAGGCCGCUUCACUGGCGAGGCUUUUCACUUUGUGAGUUAUGUACCGAUAAACGGUAGACUUUUCGAACUGGAUGGUUUGAAACCCUAUCCCAUGGAUCACGGACCAUGGAAAGAGCAUGAGGAAUGGACAGAGCAAUUUAGACGCGUCAUAACCGAUCGUUUAGGUAUGGCCACAGGCGAACAGUUGCAAGACAUCAGAUUCAAUCUUAUGGCCGUCGUGCCGGACAGACGUCUCGCUAUCUCGCACAAAUUAACAAUGCUUAAAACCAACCGACAAAUAGUCCUUGAGGCUUUGCAACAGUUGGUUAAAUUAAGUCAUCAAGAUGGGAGUAAUGUCGAAAAAAGCUCGCACGAUUCUGACAAAGAGAAGCACAGUGAGCAAAGGCAUAAGACUGAGGAUGAAAAUGGAUUGCCUACCAAGACGGAGAUUGAAGAAUCCUCGAUCCCCACUAUCAAUGUUGAAAGGAAUAAUGAAUCUGUGGUAGUUAUGGAUGAAUCAAUUUCCGGCAUUACAUCUGGUAAAACCGAAUCUAGCGGAAUGGAGAAAGUAGUGAUGUGCGCUCUGGAUUAUGCCACGCCGCUGCGAAUUCAAACCUCUCCGGCUCACAGUUCGUCGAGUACGGACACGUCGUCAGAAAUAGGAUCCGCCUUCAAUUCGCCCACUCAAGCUUGGGGCUGGAAUUCCGGUCAGAGCAGCCCGACAUCGACGAAGGAUUUCAAAAAAUUUGUAGUGAUCAGAGUUGCCGGUGACGAGAAGAAUGAAGCGGGUCUAAGUCGUUCUCUGGGAAAUAUUAAUAUAAACGGAAAGAGAUUGGUUUCCGACAGCGGCCACCUGCACAAGAAGGUCUGUCUAUCGGGGGAAGUUCGGAUACCUCACGCGAGAGUGAAAACCAGCAACGGCGACACGGUUACGGAGGAGAAAAAGGUUGAAAAGAUCGAUCCUAAACUCUGCUCUAAGUAUCCGGAAUUAUUCGAGCCGCAUACAUUUGCGCCCAAGGAUCUUUUGGCUCUAUUAAAAAAUUUGGAGCACGAGAUCAGCGUGUGCGAAACUAGCCUGAAGGAUGAGAAUGAUAAAAGAAACAAAUAUAAGAUCGAUGAUUGUCGGAGGACGCAUAAUUACGACGAAUUUAUUUGCACGUUUCUCUCGAUGCUCGCUCAGCAGGGAAAGCUAGCAGAAUUGGUCCAACAACAUUUGACAUUGAAAAAACACACUUCCGUUUCAGUCAACAGGGUUCACAGAUCGUCGAAAAAAUCCGACACUCGUCCGAAUUCUUCGCGCAGACGCCGUGGCAGAACAAAAUAUUGUAAUUCAAAAUACACGAUUUGUUAAGAGCGCAGAAAAUAUUUAUCUCUUUCUAUCUUGCAUUUUUUUAUCGAAUUGCUAGAGAAAAGGAAACGAUGUUUAGAAAUUACAAAGAAAAGGGAUUUUGUCAAAAACAUUGAAAAUAUUUAUUUAUCGGUAUUCAUAUACAAGUACACUACACGCGCUGCGGAUAUGUCCCUUAAAAUCUAAAUACUUACAUCUCCGAACAGCCGGAGAAAGGAGAACCAAACUUAUCAGAUUGGUUGGAAUUACAGUUUUUUAUCAUAAAUUGACGACGGGUUAACGAUCCUCGCCUUUGUUUUAUCGUUAAUAUAGUGCAUAGGAACUGUAAUCGAAACGCGCGCAAACGAUUUCAACGGAAUACAAUGGAAAGGAAGAGAAGGAAGUGAAAGAAAAGGGAAAAUGGGUGGGAAGAUGAAAAUGUCAUUCCUUCUCCGGCCGAUGUUCCAGCGAUCCUCGUAACUG